AUUCAACUUUCAAGUAAAUAUUGUAUGUAUACUUUUGAAACGCUUGUAAUUAGUGUAAAGAAAACAUUUUAGACACGUUUUAGACUUCGUCGUCGGGAUGGAGUGGCAGCCAGAUGAGCAGGGACUCCAGCAGGUCCUCCAGCUGCUCAAGGACUCACAAUCGCCUAACACAGUCACACAAAGAGCUGUCCAACAAAAACUUGAACAACUCAAUCAAUUUCCUGACUUCAACAACUAUCUCAUCUUUGUCCUCACACGACUCAAAACUGAAGAUGAGCCGACUCGCUCUCUGAGUGGUCUCAUACUAAAGAACAAUGUUAAAGCCCACUACCAGAACUUCCCCCCAACUGUGGCUGACUUCAUCAAACAGGAAUGUCUCAACAACAUCGGUGACCCCUCACCGCUCAUCCGUGCCACUAUUGGCAUCCUUAUUACAACUAUUGCCUCCAAAGGAGAGCUACAGACAUGGCCUGAGCUGCUGCCUCAGCUCUGCAACUUGCUUAAUUCUGAGGAUUACAACACCUGCGAGGGCUCGUUUGGAGCGCUGCAGAAGAUCUGUGAGGACUCGUCGGAGCUGUUGGACAGUGAUGCUCUGAACAGACCGCUCAACAUUAUGAUACCUAAAUUCCUUCAGUUCUUCAAGCACUGCAGCCCCAAGAUUAGGUCACAUGCCAUAGCCUGUGUGAACCAGUUCAUCAUUGGCAGAGCCCAGGCCCUUAUGGACAACAUUGACACAUUUAUAGAGAGUCUGUUUGCGCUGGCAGCAGAUGAGGACUCUGAGGUUAGAAAGAAUGUGUGCCGAGCUCUGGUCAUGUUAUUGGAGGUCCGCAUUGACCGGCUCAUCCCUCAUAUGCACAGUAUAAUCCAGUACAUGCUGCAACGGACCCAGGAUCCAGAUGAGAAUGUGGCUCUGGAGGCCUGUGAGUUUUGGUUGACUCUGGCUGAACAACCCAUUUGUAAGGAGAUGCUGUCUGGACAUCUGGUGCAGCUAAUACCAAUCUUGGUAAAUGGGAUGAAAUAUUCAGAGAUAGACAUCAUACUACUGAAGGGUGAUGUGGAGGAAGAUGAAGCCGUACCAGACAGCGAUCAGGACAUCAAACCCCGUUUCCACAAGUCACGCACUGUCACCUUACAGCAUGAAGGAGGGGAAGGAGAGGAAGAUGAGGACAUUGAAGAAGAUGAUGACGAUGAUGAUGACACACUGUCCGACUGGAACCUAAGAAAGUGUUCAGCUGCAGCUCUGGACGUCCUGGCCAAUGUGUUCCGUGAUGAGCUACUGCCCCACCUCCUGCCCCUCCUGAAAGGCCUCCUCUUCCACCCAGACUGGGUCAUCAAGGAGUCCGGCAUCCUGGUGCUGGGGGCUAUUGCUGAGGGAUGCAUGCAGGGCAUGGUACCCUACCUGCCAGAGCUGAUCCCCCACCUCAUCCAGUGUCUGUGUGACAAAAAGGCCCUGGUGCGCUCCAUUGCUUGCUGGACUCUGAGUCGCUAUGCACAUUGGGUGGUGUCGCAGCCCCCUGACUCCUACCUCAAACCCCUCAUGACAGAGCUUCUGAAACGUAUUCUGGAUGGCAACAAGCGAGUCCAAGAGGCUGCAUGCAGUGCGUUUGCCACACUGGAGGAAGAGGCGUGUACAGAGUUGGUACCCUACCUGAGCUUCAUCCUGGACACAUUGGUCUUUGCUUUUGGGAAGUACCAGCACAAAAAUCUCCUCAUCCUCUACGAUGCCAUAGGAACCCUGGCAGACUCAGUAGGCCACCACCUUAAUCAGCCUGAGUACAUUCAGAAAUUGAUGCCUCCACUUAUUGCCAAGUGGAAUGAGCUGAAGGAUGAGGAUAAGGAUCUUUUCCCACUUUUGGAGUGUUUAUCUUCAGUAGCCACAGCACUGCAGAGUGGGUUUCUUCCUUACUGCGAGCCAGUCUAUCAGCGCUGUGUUACACUAGUCCAGAAAACACUAGCUCAGGCAAUGAUGUACAACCAGCAUCCGGACCAGUAUGAGGCUCCUGACAAGGACUUUAUGAUUGUGGCUCUGGAUCUGCUGAGUGGAUUAGCUGAGGGUCUGGGGGGUCAUGUGGAGCAGCUAGUGGCUCGCUCCAACAUCAUGACACUGCUUUUCCAGUGCAUGCAGGAUACUAUGCCUGAGGUGAGACAGAGUUCCUUUGCUCUCCUGGGUGACUUAACAAAAGCCUGCUUCCCCCAUGUUAAACCUUGCAUUGCUGAGUUCAUGCCCAUCUUGGGGCUCAACCUGAACCCAGAGUUUAUCUCUGUGUGUAACAACGCCACCUGGGCCAUUGGAGAAAUCUCCAUGCAGAUGGGUGCAGAGAUGCAACCGUACGUGGGCAUGGUCUUGCCACACCUGGUGGAGAUCAUAAAUAGACCCAAUACACCCAAGACUCUGUUGGAAAACACAGCCAUUACGAUCGGCAGACUGGGGUACGUCUGUCCCCAGGAAGUGGCACCACAACUACAGAAUUUUAUUAGACCGUGGUGCACGUCUUUGAGGAAUAUCAGAGAUAACGAGGAGAAGGACUCAGCCUUCCGUGGAAUUUGUGUUAUGAUCGGUGUCAAUCCAGCUGGAGUGGUGCAGGACUUCAUUUUCUUCUGUGACGCUGUAGCUUCCUGGGUCAACCCCAAAGAUGACCUGAGAGACAUGUUUUAUAAGAUCCUGCAUGGCUUCAAGGACCAGGUUGGAGAGGAGAACUGGCAGCAGUUCUCUGAGCAGUUUCCUCCUUUGUUGAAGGAGCGCCUGUCGGCCUGCUAUGGCGUCUAACCUAAACCUCCCCUUGGUCCACACAGGACACGGCCUGGUAGGUAAAUGGAGGGGAGGGUUACUGGGGAACUCAUUGCACUGCCCAGAUCAUGGGGAGAAACAUGAGCUGAAGGGAUGGAACUGGCCUUGACCGUCCACUCAGCGGAUGUCCCACUUCUUCCCUCCCCCUGCACCCUGUGUGUCUCUGUGAGGGAGGGUGGGAGGAGGGUGGUGGGUGUGGGUGGGUAAACUGGGGAUAUACAUAUACCUCUCGGAUUAAAUGCCUCACUAAAUCCAACACACUCAAAAGUGACUUUCGCCAACAGCACCGCAGGGAUCUUAAGUAGGUGAGGGCAAAAAAGGGGCUGGUUUUGACCUUCCCCCUCCUUGAUUCGACUAUUCUGUUGCAAGAGAUGACAGUGGGGAGGGGGGUGGCGGAUGGGUACAUAAAAAGGAAUUAUCUGAACCAGCAAUAGGGUGCCACAGUCCCAAAUGCUUUCAGUAGAAGGACGCAUCGUAUAGAUGUGUUGCACAGGCUCGUGUGGCUUUAAUAGAACUGGCUAAAUGAAACACAAGUCGCUUUUACAUCGUAAUAAUGCAGGAGAUGCGCACCCUUUUUUUUCUUUUUUGCACCCUUUGACAGCAAAAAUUACAUUUGGUGUGCACAUUCAUGGGUCGUAUUCUCUUUUCACAUGUACAUUUAGCUGAAUUUAAUUUUGCACCUCUUCCCUUGGUUGCCGAAUCCCUCUUGAGUCAUAGGUCUGUUAACCCUCGCAAGUUAUUGCAUGGCAUAUGAUCACCUCUUAAGUAACGCAUGUUUGAGUGAAUGUCAGUUGCAAGUUGAUAUAUUUCAUUAUUGUCAGUAUAUGGAGGCUGCCAUAAGUUAAAGCUGUCAAGUGCUUGGUUCUUUUGUCCUCCCAUUUAUUCAUAGUGGAAACGAUGUCCCUAUAGUUUAACGGAGGUUGUGCAGACCAACUCGACAUAGAAUAAUAGAGCGUCUGAUCAUUCACUGCGACAAGAUUUCAAAUACUGUAGGCAAGUGGAGAAUCCUUUUGCUGCUGCUGCUUCCUUUUUUUUUUUUAAGAGUAUUUACAAAAUGGACUUAAUGAGAGCGAUAAGACAUCACCAAGAAUGAAUUGGUUCUUACUGAUAUAAAUGCACUUUUUCUUUUGUAAGAAAUUUAGAAUUUCAAAUGUAAGACGUACAGUAAUAAUAUACUGAUCUUGAGAUAUAGUUUUUUGAUAAGCGAUUUUAGGACUGUUAAUGGCUUGCUAACGUAAGCCUUAUGUUGAUAUUGUUAAGCAAUGGUAAAAAUGACUAGGUAAGACUUGAGGCCUCUUUAACAUAGUUAGUUUUAUAAUGUAGCUCCUUCUACAAUUGAAUAAAUAGGAUUUAAGAGGACGGAGACAUCUUAUUUACAGUAUUUUGGAUCAUGUGCAUCCGUCAGUCCAUAUCUGUGUUUGAGGAUGUCCCCAUCUUUCUCACAAGCUUUUUGUUCAGCCAUCAGGGCUUCUCCUCGUCAUAAACGUUGCAUGCUUUCCAUUGAUUAUUGCUUCUUUAUUAUUAUUAUUAUUUUUUUUAAAGUCAUUUUAUAGCAGGUUCCAGUGUUGGGAUCUUGCUUUAUAAGAGCUUUGUCAAUGGCAAUGCAACUCACUGCUGGACUAAUAAGGUACUAUUCCAGCUUCUGAUCAGACUAGUGAUUGCUGUUGCCAUAUAUUCACCCGGUGAUACUGUGUAGGAUAUGCCACGGAUUAAAGCAGAGUCCUGAUUGCUCUCCCCUCGGACGCUGGUCAGCUGGUUUUCAGAGAGCGGUGGUGUUUAUCCAGCUUUAUCUCUAUGUCAUUGUCCAUAGUGGAUGGUUGUAAUGGAAGUACAUAUGGCUUUUUGCCUAUUAGUGUUUUAAUAUAGAAGUAAUAAAGGUGCUGCUUAGAUGUAAUUCAGCACCAGACCCACUCUGAAGUUUUGUCAGGAGCGUUGUUUUGAGUUCGAGGCCACUGGGAGUAUCAACAUCUGCCCCAUAGUCCUAAAAAUUAGCUGCCUGUUAAAGCAUCUGCCCACCUGAUGAAUAUGCAUUUUUUUGUUUGUUUAAGAAUAAGCAUUAAUACACAAUUGUUUGUUUCUCCAUAAACUUCUGUGAUUCAUAGAUUUUCUUUCAUUUUACCUGUGAUAUUGAUGCAACAGUGGCUCUCACCCGUUCCUCAAAGCCGCUCCACUCACAGUAUCCUUUUUAUUUGGCAGACGAGCAUUGACAGGAGGUAGCGAAUCACUGAUCACAGGUUGGACAAAUGUGCUUGGAACAGUACAUGUCUCAGAAAGAUGCAGCUCCUGUGCCACAAAGAUUGGGUAAAGAGUUGAGUUUGUACCAGUCUGCGCCAUGCUGUGAUACACUAUGCUACAAAAGUGAAUUUAAAUGCAACUUGUCCACAACUUUUUAUUUUAUUUUUAUUUUAUUUUAUUUUUUUAAAAGUUUUUUUUAAUUUUGUUUUUAAUGCUUGUGACAUUUUUAUUUAUUUAAUUUUGUUUUUUCUUCAUUUGUUUAUGUUUUGU
Messenger RNA from Sphaeramia orbicularis (orbiculate cardinalfish), 5293 nucleotides. RefSeq names its product transportin-2-like. Lineage: Eukaryota; Metazoa; Chordata; Actinopteri; Kurtiformes; Apogonidae. Gene Ontology annotation, biological process: protein import into nucleus. Bases 98 to 2767 code for a protein of 889 amino acids. The transcript has 25 exons. The record is from RefSeq and is a predicted model, not a curated record. Gene Ontology annotation, molecular function: small GTPase binding.